AUGGAAGAUCCAUCUAAGUUUGAUCCAAUCAACCGCUUGUCCCUCAACUGGGAACAACGUGCACAAAUCAUUGAGGGAGUGACUCAAGGGCUCUUGUAUCUCCAAGAAUACUCAAGACUAACAGUAAUUCAUAGGGACCUAAAAGCUAGCAAUAUUCUAUUGGAUGAUCAAAUGAAACCCAAAAUAUCAGAUUUUGGAAUUGCCAAAAUAUUCCAAAAGGACAAGGUUGAAGCAAACACCGAUCGAGUAGUUGGCACCUAUGGUUAUGUUCCACCUGAAUAUGUACGAGAAGGGAUAUAUUCCACAAAAUCGGAUGUUUUCAGCUUUGGAGUUCUACUUCUUCAAAUAAUCAGUGGAAGAAAAAAUACAUGCUUUUAUGGACCUCAUUCAAAUAUAAACCUCCUAGAAUAUGCAUAUGAGCUAUGGAAAAAUGGAGAAGGCAAAGAGUUUCUAGAUGAAACACUGGAUGACACACAUUCAUCUUGCAAACUAAUGAGAUGCCUUCAAAUUGCUCUUCAGUGUGUUCAAGAAGAUCCAAAUGAUAGACCUAACAUGCUAGAAAUUUCUCAUAUGCUUAGGAACGAGAAUUUGGAUAUGAAGCAUCCAAAAAGACCAGCCUUCUCUAUUAAAAAAGACGAAGGUGGAGAUAAGCCCUCCACACAGUCAGAAGGAACAGGACAAGUUGAUACUGCAACCAUCACAAGACUAGUUGCUCGAUGA
Coffea eugenioides is the source of this 720-nucleotide messenger RNA. Its product is annotated as cysteine-rich receptor-like protein kinase 19. NCBI's taxonomy places the organism in Eukaryota, Viridiplantae, Streptophyta, Magnoliopsida, Gentianales, Rubiaceae. The record is from RefSeq and is a predicted model, not a curated record. Bases 1 to 720 code for a protein of 239 amino acids. Gene Ontology annotation, biological process: protein phosphorylation. The transcript has 4 exons. Gene Ontology annotation, molecular function: protein kinase activity; ATP binding.